CUAUUUUAUUACAAAAAGGGGAACUUUUCAUGCUUCAGUUGCCUUGACAAUGUCAGUCCUAGCUGGUAGAAGAGACUAAAACUCCUCUGAGCAACUGAAGUUUCCUUAUUCAGUUGAAGAUUGCUAUGGUGUAACUGAAAUUGUAUUUUGCUUCUCUUGUUAAUUCACUUUCCACUCCUCCCACCCUUGUUCUCAUAAAGAACAUAGUACAGAUUUGUUAGAAAUAGUAGUACCUUCUUCCCCACCCCAAACGGUACCUGUUCUUUCUUGCUUUGGACUGUCUGCACCUCCUGAAGAUUUCACAGCAAUGCUGGACUGCAGUGACUGUGUUCUAGAUUCAAGAAUGAACAAUCCGUCAGAAACCAAUAAAUCAUCUAUGGAGAGUGGAGAUGGCAGCACUGACACUCAGACGAAUGGCCUGGACUUCCAGAAACAGCCUGUUCCUGUUGGAGGAGCAAUCUCAACAGCCCAGGCCCAGGCUUUCCUUGGACAUCUUCACCAGGUUCAGCUUGCUGGGACAAGUUUACAGGCUGCUGCUCAGUCUUUAAACGUUCAGUCUAAAUCUAGUGAAGAAUCGGGGGAUUCCCAGCAGCCAAGCCAGCCUUCCCAGCAGCCUUCAGUGCAGUCAGCCAUUCCCCAGACCCAGCUAAUGCUGGCUGGGGGACAGAUAACUGGGCUGACUUUGACACCAGCCCAGCAGCAGUUAUUACUUCAGCAGGCCCAGGCCCAGGCCCAGCUCCUGGCUGCUGCAGUCCAGCAACACUCCGCCAGCCAACAGCAUAGUGCUGCUGGGGCCACCAUCUCAGCCUCUGCUGCCACACCCAUGACGCAGAUUCCCCUGUCUCAACCCAUACAGAUUGCACAGGAUCUUCAACAAUUGCAACAGCUUCAACAGCAAAAUCUCAACUUGCAGCAGUUUGUGUUGGUGCAUCCAACCACCAACUUGCAGCCAGCACAGUUUAUCAUCUCACAGACCCCCCAGGGCCAGCAGGGUCUCCUGCAAGCGCAAAAUCUUUUAACGCAACUACCUCAGCAAAGCCAAGCCAACCUCCUACAGCCACAGCCAAGCAUCACCCUCACCUCCCAGCCAGCCACCCCAACUCGCACAAUAGCCGCAACCCCAAUUCAGACACUUCCACAGAGCCAGACAACACCAAAGCGAAUUGAUACUCCCAGCUUGGAGGAGCCCAGUGACCUUGAGGAGCUUGAGCAAUUUGCCAAGACCUUCAAACAAAGACGAAUCAAACUUGGAUUCACUCAGGGUGAUGUUGGGCUCGCUAUGGGGAAAUUAUAUGGAAAUGACUUCAGCCAAACCACCAUCUCUCGCUUUGAAGCCUUGAACCUCAGCUUUAAGAACAUGUGCAAGUUAAAGCCGCUUUUAGAGAAGUGGCUAAAUGAUGCAGAGAACCUCUCAUCUGAUUGUACAGCAUCUAGCCCAAGUGCCCUGAAUUCUCCAGGGUUGGGGGCUGAGGGCUUGAAUCGUAGGAGGAAAAAACGCACCAGCAUAGAGACCAACAUCCGUGUGGCCUUAGAGAAGAGUUUCAUGGAGAAUCAAAAGCCUACCUCGGAAGAUAUCACCUUGAUUGCUGAACAGCUCAACAUGGAAAAGGAGGUGAUUCGCGUUUGGUUUUGUAACCGCCGCCAGAAGGAAAAAAGAAUCAAUCCACCAAGCAGUGGUGGGACCAGCAGCUCACCUAUCAAAGCAAUUUUCCCCAGCCCAACCUCACUGGUGGCAACCACUCCAAGCCUUGUGACAAACAGUACAGCAACUACCCUCACAGUCAACCCUGUCCUUCCCUUAACCAGCGCUGCAGUGACUAAUCUCUCUCUUACAGGCACUACAGACACCACAUCCAACAACACAGCCACCGUGAUUUCUACAGCACCCCCUGCUUCCUCAGCAGUCACAUCUCCCUCCUUGAGUCCCUCCCCUUCUGCCUCAGCCUCCACCUCUGAGGCCUCCAGUGCCAGUGAGACCAGCACAACACAGACCACCUCCACGCCUCUUCCCUCUCCUCUCGGGGCCAGCCAGGUGAUGGUGACAGCAUCUGGCUUACAAACAGCAGCUGCUGCUGCUCUCCAAGGAGCUGCACAGUUGCCAGCAAAUGCCAGUCUUGCUGCCAUGGCUGCUGCUGCAGGACUCAACCCAGGCCUGAUGGCACCCUCACAGUUUGCUGCUGGAGGUGCCUUACUCAGUCUCAAUCCAGGAACUCUGGGCGGGGCUCUGAGCCCGGCCCUGAUGAGCAACAGCACACUGGCUACUAUUCAAGCUCUUGCUUCUAGUGGUUCUCUUCCAAUAACGUCACUGGAUGCAACUGGGAACCUGGUAUUUGCCAAUGCAGGAGGAGCCCCUAACAUCGUGACUGCCCCUCUGUUCCUAAAUCCUCAGAACCUCUCUCUGCUCACCAGCAACCCAGUAAGCUUGGUUUCUGCAGCUGCAGCCUCCACAGGGAACUCUGCACCUACAGUCAGCCUUCAUGCCUCCUCCACCUCUGCUGAAUCCAUCCAGAACUCUCUAUUCACAGUAGCCUCUGCCAGUGGAGCUGCUUCCACCACCACCACUGCCUCCAAGGCACAGUGAGCUGGGUGCAGAGCUAGGCUUCGUCACUGCAGCAUAAUGGGCUGCCAGCUGUUUAAGAAACAGACAGGUGUGAUUGGCUUCCUCCCACCAUGUUGUGAAGAUGAGGGAGACAUGGAGAAAAGAAAAAAUACACUUACCAGGAAAAAAAAAGAAUGGAGACAGAACAACGUUUGCCUAAUUUUAUAAAAAAGAAAAAAGAAAAAAAACAAUGUCUUUUCAGGAUUGCUUCAUGGAUUAGAGAACUUUCUAACCAAAAAUUUAAAAGAAAAAAAAACAAACAAAAAAUCCAAAACAGACAGACAAAAAUAAAUGAAAGGACUACUUCCCAUUUCCAGCAGUCAUGAUGACAAGCGAAGGUGGGUGACCAGUUCCAGUAGAGGAAGGGUGUCUUGUGCUUUCUUUCUUUCUUUUUUUUUUUUCUUAAAAAAAAUCAUUUUUAUAGGUCUGUUGUACAGGCCAUUAAGUCAUAACAAGGUGUUUAUAAUCGUAUCAAUUGUGUUGGGGGUUCCUUUCUUAACUGGUACAAUUUAGGCAGGCCUGUAUUACUGUAUCUCUGUUAUUGUUUUAUAUAUAUAUAUAUAUUGGACAUGUUUAUCUCUUGCUCCUGGAUCCUAUUUCAGUGAGCUCCCACACUGUGGGGAGGGAGGGUUUUGGGGUUAAGGGAGAAUUGCAUUCUUAACUUCCAGGAAUGUUCUUGCUGGUUUCCUUAUCCUUGAUGACUCUUACAGAGGUGCUAGAAAAUGAUUUUCUUUUGCCACUUAUGCAAGAGGCUUGGUGCAGAAGCUGAAGGCAGUGUGUGCACACUCCUGCUCCACACACGCUCCUCCCCAUCAGGUGGUGCCUUUGGAGCACUCUUGUGUAGGAAGAGCUCCUGCUGAACUGUAGCUCUCACUCACCCCUAAUCAUUGAGCAACCCCGAGGCCCGAACCCUGUGGUGCAACAGUGCUGCUUUCUGCUACUUUCAAUGGGAACAGCUGUGCCUGUUGCAGGGCAGGUUUUGGUUCCGGAGAGCAAAGACUACUGCAGACACCUGACUUGGUGGUUCUCCUGAUUUCUAUCUAUCUCUCUCUCUCUUUUUUUUUCUAAUGCUCCUACUGUUGAUGUUUGUUUGUUUGCUUGUUUGUUUUUAUUUUAUGGAAAAUUUCCAUCCAAACUUCCUUUGACUUACUUGGUCAAGAUCAAAUUGAUUACUGAAACUGAGAAACAAGUCUUUGUUUUCUUAAAAAUAUUCUGUUGGACUGUUUUCUACUAAUUAAUAUUCCAAAAAGGUCAGUAUAAAUAAUCUGAAUCUGCCACCUUUUCCUCUAGAGCAGCAGUUCUCAACCUGAGGGUCUCGGCCCUGGCGGGGGGGGGGGGGGGGGAAUCAAACAGCUGUUUCACAGGAGUCACUUAAGACUACUUACAUAUCAGAUAUUUACAUUACAGUCCAUAACAGUAGCAAAAUUACAGUUAUGAAGUAGCAAUGAAAAUAGUUUUAUGGUUGGUAGAUGACCACAACGUGAGAAACUGUAUUAAAGGGUCACAGCAUUGGGAAGGUUGAGAACCAGUGCUCUAGAGUCACAGACUUCUUGUCCGCCGAGUGGCUCAGAAGCUCCUCCAAGCCUCAGACUUUCCUCAGUUCUCUGACUGACAGAGGCACUUUCCUGACUAGGCAAAGGAUCUAUAGAACCUCAGAAAAAGGCUGAGCAGGAACUUUGCAGCCUGUUAGAGUCUCCAGUUUGUUAUGCCCCUGCUAGGUAGAUUUGGUGACAAUAUACAUCUCUUAUUUGAUGUAAAAAAGUGAUUUGUCCUGUAAUUGUUUUCAGGGUGUUUCUAGACUACAUAAAUGAGCCCAUUGAAAAGGAAGAGCUUGUGAAAAUGGAUGAAGAUGGAUGAGGGUAAUUUAGAGAUUAAAUUCCCCCUUUUGACAAUGCCCUAUUAUUAUACUAUCUGGACCAGAAUUUUCACAGAUGACUAGGUCAUCGCAGUGAAGUUCAUCUAAGUUGCCCUUACUGGAGUUAAGGUCCCCAUUGGUGUCUGAGGUGCUUGCUUCGGUUUCUGGUGGUCUGCACUGAGCUGAGGUGACUUUCCUUCUGAUAGCUUUGCUUAUGCCCAUAGGAAACUUGAAUUCUGUGCAUUUGUCUCUCUGCACUGUUACUCAGAAAGGCAGUAACACAGACACAAAUGUGUAUCUUUCUUUGUGUUUCAAUUGAGAAAAGGUCAUAUUAGUAUUAAAGAUCAGAAUCAUUUUGGUCCCCCUUUAAAUUUUUCUUUAGUUCCUUUUAUUUCUUGGAUAUUUAAUUUUUACCCCUGAAUUUCUCUGACCCUUAACUUUUCCUAAACUUCCUUUAAAAAUCAGUGAACUGCAAGCAGGGAAACUAACAAAUGCUCAUCCACCUAUUUUGUAUGGUGUGGGUAUUUUUUGUUUUGUUUUGUUUUGUUUUGUUUUGUUUUGUUCUUUAAACUAAGCUUGAACCAAAGUCAAUUUUUAGCAAGCUGCUGUACUAAUGGACUAGUUAUAAUGUGCAGUUCAAAUACAUUGAGGAGAUAGAUGCUACUGACAAUUUCUUACUCAUUUUUCUUGAUUAAUUUUAUGUGAAAGUUGCUGCUUGUCUUUAUCUUUUAUGUUGGUAAAUUGUAAUAUCCUCUGGGCAGACAUUACCAUGAUUUUUAGCUAGUUUGUUUAGGUCAGUGUGUAAAUAGAAUGGCUGUGUCAGUUAAUAAUUUCUCUCCUCUCCAUCAGUUCUUUCUUUCCUGUGAAUUUAAUCUUUAUUUUGACUUAACACUCUAACCUUAAUCUGUGCACAUGAUUAUAGGGCUGUCAAUACUGUUUCUCCUCCUAGCAGAGAGACCCUCCCUUGGGAGUGAUGAAGUUAGGAGAAAGAAUUCAGGGAGAAAAAUGCUGAUUGCUCACCGUACCAGGUUAGAAGUUAUAGCAUUAAUGCCCAGAAUCGCUACCAAAGUAAGUAUUGUCUCAAGGGACCUGGCCCAGGGAGUUAAAAAGGACGGAGAAAAGCUGUUUUAUUUAGUCCUAUAUGGUGAAAAGAAUCUUUCCUAAAUAAGAUUCCCCUACAGACUUUGAUUUUUAAAGACGAUAUUAACUUUACAUGUCAGUCCAGUGAUUUGUCAGUCCCUCCUUUUGUCUGUAGUUUCUAAUUGGUUCGAGAAAGAAAUACUGCCUUUUUAUGUAGUUCAUUUGAGGAUAGACCUUUUUUAAAACCAGCAUAAAUGCUGUAUUGAGAAGAAAAAAAAAUCUUUAGAAGAUAACUUUAAUUUUUCCCUCUCCUUUUUCAUAUAUUCAAAAUUAAAUUGUAAAACGAAAGGUACUUUGUACAUGACACACUACUAACACCUGCUGGUGGGCAUUCAGUUUAGAGCCACCUUCAUCACCACCCUCGAUAUUCUCUCAGUCUCUGCUUCACAAACACCUUGCCUACUUUUCAGUUGAUACCACCUUUUUUUUUUAAAUCUCAAAUGCUUUUUUAAUUGACUGAUCCAUCUUUUAAGCUAAAGUGUUGCCUUUUAUGAGGGAGUCUAGAAGCUAAAGGGUCGUUUGAAUAAAAGGCAUUCGGUUGAGUUUCUGCAUUUCCAGAAGAAACACCAGACAGGUUAUUAUAACUCAUUAUUUCAUUCUUCUCCUCCCCCUGACAUUGAUGCAUACUUUAUUUCAGUCCUGAAUUUAGUUAACACAUAGUAAGCCAAAGACUAAUUUUAAAUGCAUUUUUAAGGGUACUCUAUUUGCCUGUGAUAAUGGGCCCUUCCUGGAGAGUAGUGAAUGUAAUUGUUCAAUCUGUUUUGCAAUGCAGUUAGGCAGAAACUUUAUUUAUACCCUGUGUAAAUCUGAAUGACAACAGAAGGAUCUAUAAGGCUUCUCACAGGAGCAGUAUUACUGUUCUAGGAAUCAGUAGAAUGCUCUGUUAGCUUGAAUGUCUCUGAAGUUCUAUAGGCAGCUCCUUAUAAUGAGGAAACUUCCUUUUAUCUGUUGUCAGGAAGGUUAUUACCAUCCUGUGUGUGUAACUUAUUACUCCAGAAUAGAACCAAAGGAAUCCAGCUUUCAUCUUGUGUAGGACCGACCUAUUGAUGCUUCAUAAGCUUUAUUAGAAUUUUUUUAAAGGGACAAUAUUAAUUAAAAGAUUUUGGGUGUGAUCAUCUUGCCAGUUUGUUCUACGUCAUCAUUCAUUUGCUUUAGGAUAAAAGCACAAUUAUACCUCUUUAAUAUUAUUGUGUCUAUCCUUCAAUUAUUUGGGAAAAUUAUCUCUUUUAUUAUCCAGAAGCACAGGCUUUUGCUUGACAGUAUUUCAGUUUAGCUUAAAUGAUAACAUUUAACUUGCUGGAAAUGCCAGGUACAUUUGUAAAUAUAGGGAUAUUAUGUUAGAAAAAAAAAUGCUAUAGUUCACAGUCUAAGUUCUGCUCAACCAUGUCAUCCUCACAAAUCUUCUUUGACCAAGAGAAAAAUAAGGUCAUUGAAAUAGGAAGACAAAGAGACACCUGUUCGUGUUUCUCCCAAGAUAAGAGAAAUGCUGCCCUAGUGUGCAGAAGACAGUUUCCUGCUGGCAACCUGAGUUGACCCUGGCCCUGAGAAACUCUGACCAGUCUACCUAUCUGAGCACUUGGUAAGACAGAAAGAAGGACCGUAGCAACUCAGCAGGAAAGCUUGUUCAGAAACUUUAAAUUGGCUGCUGAAGUUGAUGAGUGUAAAGUGUACUUAAUUGGAACUGAAAACAUUCAAGAUUACCGUGCUAAUGGGGGAGAAAUACUAAAAGACCUAAAGCCCAUAAUUAUCCAAGUGGGCAGAAAUUGAUUUAAUAAUUUAUUCAUAACUGUUAUGAGUUCACCUUGAUUUGUGGGUAUGAACAGCAUUUACCAUGUUAUAUUGUUCAUAUAAAGAAAUCCCUGGAUAUUUUGAAAUCAUUUUCAGAUACUUGUAAAAAUAAGACUCUCUUAAUAUUAUUUUCACUUUUGAGGAGGAAAAAUAAUUCUUUGCUGUUUUUCUAAAACUAAGAGCCACUAUAGGUUUACAUGAUGGCACCCACAAUGUACACACAGGCCUGAAUAGAGAAGGCAGAAAUGAGUUGCUUUCAUUAUUAAAGGUUGAUAGAAUCUCUUUGCCUUCUCCUCCUCAUCCAUGGAGAGUAAGUGUAAUAAGGUUCUACCAGGAGGCAGGGGGGUUCCUUGGAAGUUGUCCAUCAGUUAUGGUGUUGUCUAGAAUUUCUUCUAACCGGCAUUGUGUUCUUAAAAUAGUUCUUUAUUUUGAGUUUUCUGAUCUUGGCCUAUUCUAAAAGUAGUGAGCUUGAGUGAAUCAUGGUCAGUUCUGUGAUCUGGAUCUCUUGCCUCUUUUUCCUUCCCUUCUUUUUCUCUUUGAAUGGUGGUACCUUCAUCUGUGAGAAUAAUGCUCGUGGGUAACAGCUUCUGGCACCUUCAUAAAAUACCUCAGCAUAGCUUAGCAUUGUAACGAACUGGUUUUAGACGUAAAAACCAAAUAAGUGAAAGAAAAAAAUCUUUAUAAAUAGUGGAAAUAAUUCUAGCUGUAGUAUUUAGUUGAACUAAUGUUUAUUAUGGUUGAUAAACAUGAUUGAUGCUGUAUGUAUUCGGGAUCCUGUUUAUAGGGUUGGGGGGGGUUGGAGUGGGAGAAAGGAGAAAUUGAUUAUGUUAGAAGGAAAAUAUUGCUCGUAUGUGUUUGUUUUUCUUUAUAUCUGUCUUGCCAAAGGAAACUUGAUAUUCCCUGUGACUGGGAGGGGGUUUGAAGCCUCUGUCAUCUGAUAUGCAGCACAGUGUGCAGAGGCAUGCAGGUGACAUGUGGGGUGUCCAAUAGGUUCAGGGUGCCCAAGGGCAGAUUUACAACCCUCAUGUCUGUGGCUGCCAUGCCCCCCCCACCAGACCUACCAGCCUCUCCUAAUGAUCCAUUACCUCUGUACAUAGCUAAAGCCUAGGCAAAGGAAGAGUGUGUGCAUGUCCAACUGCGCAGAUGAAAAGAGACAGAUAGAGACAUGUGCCCAAGGAAUUUGGAGAGGAAUGGAGAGGAGGAGGUAAGUGAUAUAUCUUGAUCUAGGAAAAUUAAGGUGAAGUGAGUCAUCCUCUGUCAUGUUAGUGAAUGCUGUGCUAGUAGUAGCUCAGUAUUUUUUAAACCUUAUUUCUCUUUCUUAUUUCAAGGAUAAUUCUGUCUAGACCAAAACACAAAAGAAAAAUCAAGAAGUUUAAAGCUAACCACACACUUGUCACCUGUAGUAAGGUGUGGCGUUUAAGGAUUGGUUGAUGAGAUGGAGGAAGUGCAAAACUAUGUUGGUUAAGGGAAAAAUUAAAAACCUUUCUGCCUCAUUCUGGGACAGACUUUCUUGACUCCCUGAAUUCUAAUACUAACUAUCUCAAGAACUAUUUUUUUUUAAUAAAUGUCCCAGCUCACAGAACUUGAGUGGGAUUUGAUUUUGAUGCCAAAGACACUGCUGUACUGUUGCUUAUCAUUAAGCUUUCCAAAUAGUCAGAGGAUAGAGCAAAAUGCUUAAGUUAGGAAAAGCUUUACCUUGUCUCUGUUCUUCUCCUUUCCUUCACUCCUUCCUCACUUUUGGAAAGAUGUCUCAUUGGUCAUUCUGGCUUCGCAGAGAGAUUGAUUUUCUUCCUCCCUGCUGCUCUGUGGACACUACUAGAAUUGCUCAGCGUGACAUUGAUAUUCUUACUGAGCAAGAAACUUGAGGAGUGCAAAAAAAAAUAGCAGUAGAAUUUUUAUUUCUCUUUAUCUAAUUCUUACAAAUAAAACUAGUCCAUCCAACUUGUUAGAUAACAGGUUGUUAGAUAACAGUCAAUAUUUAAUUAUGAAGAGCAGACUACAUUAAAGCCAAAUGAUGUUCUCUUACUCUCCUGUAGAGCUGUUUUGUUCUACUGUGUUUUUAAGAUAUGGCCUCUGGGAAAUUAAGAAGUUCAUUGUUUAGGCAUACUAUUGAUAAAUAAACAUAGGGAGAGCGAAGGAAAAGACACGUGUUACUAAUGCUCCAACAAACGUGAUUGGGUUGCUAAACUUCAUGAAAGCUUUACUUGUUAUUAUUCUGACAUUUAUAUAAAAGUAGUGUUAAUGUCGUGUGACUUUUCAAAGCAUUAGGUAGGUUUAUAUGGUAAUAGAGAUAUUAAAAUAAGAGCACUUGAAACAAAUGCUGUGGGAAAACAAUAUGCAUCAUGAACAUCAUUUCGACUGUGAAAGUGAAGCUCCAGGGUUCAGGGAGGGAAGCCGUUUAUGAUUCUUCUGCAUCCCUGAGUCUGCCCACACUGAACGGGACUCCACCACGCUUGCCACCUUCUGGUUUAAACCCAGGACACUGUCAGAAAGUUAAGAACCCCAGAUUAAUUUACUGGGGAAAGGGAGAAACUGAGGUCUGCUGUAAUGUUUUCCCGUGUUUUCUUUACUUGUUCAUCAUUGUUUAACAUAACCACAACCUCACAAAAGCAGCUUAGAGCUUCUCUCCUAAAUUGCCAGUGGUAGUGAUCGCCAUCGCUGUAUCCCAAGGUCUGCAGGCAGACAAGACAGCUGGCUACAGUGCUGUUUCAACAAGGAAGCAUCUGCAUGGAAGCUCCUUAUGUGAUCUCGUUAGAUAAAAACGGUCAGUGUCCAUCCAGCCCUGAGAGUGUCUCAGGUCUGAAAAUUAAUGGCGGAAACAAAAUGCACUUUCCCACACUGGUGUGACUGUCUCUCUUAGAAGCACUGUGCUAGGUUGGUUGGGGGCAGUGUGUCUUGGGUUCCAUUCCUACAUGAGUCUGCAGAAGGCACAUGUUUUAUAAGGAUAAAGUAAACUAGUUAGUGCUAGCCUGGUUAGGUUUAAAAUUGCAAACAUUGUGGGGGUGGCAUGUUUGCUAAGACUGACAAUAUUACAACAUUGGCUUUAUACGAUAUAAAUGGUAAAUGGUGUCUCCUCUAAGACCAGAUGGUGAGAGAAAGACUUCCUUCUUCCCACUCCUUACCUCUGCUUCCAUGGGAAUGUGUGCAUUACUCAGUCCACAGGAGGACUCACUGGGGGAGUACCUCUUCCCAGAGUGGACCUCAGUCAUUCCUCUUCUCUGUGGUAGUAGUGAAGGCUAGGUGAGUAAGUGUGGGGGUUUUUUGCCCACCAAUUGUCCAGGAGCUGUCGUAUACCUCAUUUCUAACUUGUGAGUAAGUAACUUGCUUUAAGUUCCUCUUGACCCUACAGAGUUGCCAAGUCUGCCCUCCCUCUUCUCAGCAACAUGAACUCUGGCCUAUAGCAUCAUAAGACCUGUCGCCUAGGGUGGGAUGAGCCCCGCCCCUAAGCCUCUGAAUGUCUCUGUUUUGAAGCUACUACAAACUUAGGGCAAAUUGCAAUCUCCUGUUUGUUUUGUUGUCAGGGAUCUUCACAGGUCUCCUAUGUUUCCCCCACUACCUUGCCUUCAAAGACUGCCAGCUCUCCUCUCUCCCAUCUGCCCCAUCCUUCCAACUGCUAGACACACAACAACUUCUGUCCUUGGCCUUUUCCAAGUGGGGUCAAGACUGACCCUUCCCCUCUGGAACAUUGGGGUUCUGCUCAUUGCCAAGACUUGGUAGAAAGGACACCCAAAGGUUCAUUUAAGCUGACUGCCGCAUACACAUUUCUCUUGUUUCCUGUGUGACAU
This is a messenger RNA of Myodes glareolus (Bank vole), 11167 nucleotides long. RefSeq names its product POU class 2 homeobox 1 (gene Pou2f1). The record is from RefSeq and is a predicted model, not a curated record. Gene Ontology annotation, biological process: regulation of transcription by RNA polymerase II. Gene Ontology annotation, cellular component: nucleus. Gene Ontology annotation, molecular function: RNA polymerase II cis-regulatory region sequence-specific DNA binding; DNA-binding transcription factor activity, RNA polymerase II-specific. NCBI's taxonomy places the organism in Eukaryota, Metazoa, Chordata, Mammalia, Rodentia, Cricetidae.